This is a messenger RNA of Sesamum indicum (sesame), 675 nucleotides long. It is a transcript of the gene FKBP12, whose product is annotated as FK506-binding protein 12. NCBI's taxonomy places the organism in Eukaryota, Viridiplantae, Streptophyta, Magnoliopsida, Lamiales, Pedaliaceae. Gene Ontology annotation, molecular function: peptidyl-prolyl cis-trans isomerase activity. Gene Ontology annotation, cellular component: cytoplasm. The record is from RefSeq and is a predicted model, not a curated record.
AUUCACUGUAAUACCAACACACUCAACGCAAAACCCUAAAGCCAAAGGAAAAGGGAAAAGCGAUUCGCAGUGUAUGCUAGCUCAUCCGAUCAGGGCAAUGGGAGUGGAGAAGGAAUUGUUGAGAGCCGGUAGGGGACCCAAGCCCGUCGCAGGUCAAAAGGUGACGGUUCACUGCACCGGAUUCGGCAAGGAUGGCGAUCUUGCCAAAAAGUUCUGGAGCACCAAGGAUCCGGGGCAGCAGCCUUUUGCUUUCCAGAUUGGCCAGGGCAAAGUUAUUAAAGGAUGGGAUGAAGGUGUGUUAGGAAUGCAAGUGGGAGAAGUUGCUCGACUACGAUGCUCUCCUGACUAUGCAUAUGGUCCCAGUGGUUUCCCGGCAUGGGGUAUUCAGCCCAACUCAGUUCUGGUAUUUGAGAUUGAGGUUCUUAGCGCUGAGUGACCACCUUUAUCAAGCCUAACCAAUGUCCCACAAGAAAUGGCUGUUUGUUUCAUGCAACCACUGAUGUUUUCAUCGAGUGCCUGAACGUUUUCAAGAAUUACGAACACAUGAAUGUUUCGUUACUGAUUAUUGUUUAACGUUAUGGUUGAUGUUAUCCAUGAAUGACCUCCCUGGAGCUUUUCUUGUUACAAUUGGGAGUUCUGUCUUAAAUGUGGGAGCAAAUUUCUUUUGUGCUGCUA